Penicillium salamii is the source of this 1692-nucleotide messenger RNA. The record is from the annotation of a GenBank genome assembly. NCBI's taxonomy places the organism in Eukaryota, Fungi, Ascomycota, Eurotiomycetes, Eurotiales, Aspergillaceae.
AUGAGCCUUCAUCCAAAACAGAUGUCGGAACAAGACACAGACCUGAAGGAAACCGAGGCAACCGACAUAGAGCGUACAGCCACUUCAGGUACUGAAAAACAUGGAAGCACAGUGGUUCUCUCAGUUGGCGGGGAUGCUGGUUACCAUCGGUCACUAACGAGGCGGCAAAUUAUGAUGAUGACCUUUGGGGCAGGUAUUGGAACUGGGUUGUGGGUAGGAACCGGACAAGCUUUGCAUUAUGCCGGCCCUGCUGGCACAGCUCUUACCUACACUAUCACUGCAAUGAUUGUUUACGCCCAAUACUCUUCCGUUGGCGAAAUGACUACAUACAAGCCUAUCCAUGGUGGAUUCAUUCGGCAAUGCGCUGAAUACGUGGACCCGGCUUUUGGUUUUGCAAUUGGCGUCAAUUUUUGGUUCGCGUGGGUGAUGAUUAUACCAGCAGAAAUAACAGCUGCCAUAUCUGUCUUAAAGUACUGGCCAGAGACCGACGUGGUGCCACUCGCGGCCUACAUUACCAUCUUCCUCGCCGUGAUAGCGUGUGCCAACAUGUUUCACGUUCGAGUGUAUGGCUAUAUCGAAUAUUAUAUGUCGUUUGUGAAAUGUCUCGCGGUUGUUUUGAUGAUUUUCUUUAUGUUCAUCAUGACCUCAGGAGGAAUUCCCGCCACCAGCGGCCCAAUUGAGUUCAGGUACUGGAAGAAUCCCGGAGCGUUCAACAAUGGAAUCAAAGGCAUUGCUAAGGCCUUUGUGCAAGCAGCGUUCAGCUUUGGUGGCGGUGAACAUAUCGCUGUGAUAGCCGGUGAAGUCAAAGAUCCCCGGAAAACCAUCAAGAAGACUGUUCGUCCAAUUUUCUGGAGAAUGUUCACUUUUUUCGUGGUCAAUAUCUGGCUUGUUGGAAUGUGUGUGCCCUCCGAUGACACCGAUCUUGUGAAUGCAAGUGGAACUAUGGGCAGUCCCUUUGUCAUCGCCAUUAAACGUGCAGAUGUAUAUGGUCUCGCACAUGCAAUCAACGGCUUUAUCUUCCUCAGUGUCAUUAGCUGUGGUAUCACUAGUGCUUAUAUCGCAAGCCGAAGUCUGACAGCACUUUCUGAUCUGCAGAUUAUCCACCCCUUCUUCGGCAAGAAAGACUCCCAAGGGAGGCCCUAUGUGUCGCUCAUUAUUAGCUUGGGCCUUGGUGGUGGGCUUUGCUAUCUCAACACCAACAGUAUUGGUACCUUGGUCUAUGGCUGGUUUUCUGCCUUGGUGGCGAUUGCAACACUCUUCCAAUGGGCGUCAAUCUACAUAGCCCACCUUCGAUUCCGACAAGGACUUCGGGCUCAAGGCAAGGAUCUUAGAAAGCUUCCUUUCAAAGGGCUUCUCACACCAUACGCACAGUACUUCGGCCUAGUGAUUGUACUUUUUGUUUUUGGUUGUGAGUUUUACCUGGCUUGCUGGCCUUUUGGGGAAAAGGGCUCCGUCAAGAGCUUCUUUUCCUCUUAUCUCGCCGCCCCCUUGUUCGUUUUCGAUUAUUUCGUGUACAAGUGGUAUUACAAAACAAAAAUUGUCAAACCAAUUGACAUGGACUUCGGUCCCGCCAGGCCCUUCGAUGAACAGGAUCUCAUCAACGCCAUUGCUUCUGAAAACAUGCCACAGGAUCCGGAGGGAAAUGACAAACAGCGGUGGUUUAAGCGCGCCCAGUACAUGAUCUUUGGAUAG